AUGGCGAACACGUUGUUCCGCGGUGAGCUGUUCCUUACAGCAUCGGAGCUGGAAUCAUUCCUUCAGAGGUUGAAAGAGCUCUGGGAUGCAACGUCAAAGGAUGAUGCAACGGUAGACGUCCCAUGGCAAUUGGCGCCAAUAGAUGCCGCAAUAGCACGUGGUCACAAUCAUUUGCUCACAGAAGCAGUUGACAUGAAUGCUCCUUUGCCCCCCAAGCGUGAACGCUCGAACAACAUCCAAUCGAGAAAAAAUGUCACCAGACGCACUUUGGCUACGGAUGUCCCGGGCCACUCUACUAUCGAUGACGACAUCGAUUCGCUUUUCAAGGAGAUAAUGGAUGAGGGCUUCGACGAAAUGGAAGAGCCGUUUGAAUCGCAUAAAUCCACAUUUCCGCAACAGGAGGAGACGGUCGAUUACGAAGACACCUCCCCCAUUUUCCCACUGUUGCAUCCUGAUGAUACUGUGUUAACCAGCAUGCCCACAUGGCUACAAAAGUUACACCAGGUCAUUGCAGCGUUGUGUCAUACGAAAAGCGGUAGCCUUUUUGCAACUCCUGUAGAUGUGGCUGCCGAAGGUACACGCGAAAAAGCCGAAGACGAAUCAUCACCAGCGCCACCGGUAAAAGGCGUGACGUUGCAAAUAGUUCUUGAGAAAGUACUGCAAAAUGCGUACGCGUCGAGCACUGAAGCAUUUGCCGAGAUAUACACGAUGCUCCUUACAAUGUUUAAGGUACAAGUUCCCGGCACCAUCCCUUGGAUGUCAACUCACGAUGCGUGCUGCAAGCUGGAAAAACUUAGACGUGAUUCCAGUCUCAUUGACUCCGAGAAGGCCCACGUAUCAUUCGGAGGCAAACACCUCCCGGCGGCCACUCCGGUGACGUUACCGCGGCAGCUACCUGCAAGCCUCGACUUUGUCGCAGAAAUGCAGCCAGUAUCGGGCCAGGAGAAGGCGCAAUUCCGGGACACCCUCAUGGCACUUCCUGCGGACUCUCAUCUCGAGCUAUUUAUCGCAUUUGAACAUUUGGCUGUUUGGAAAAAUUUGGGCAACGGUGAGAUCGAGCUGGACGACGAAGCGACUAACUCGAAUGUGUUCAGGUAUGUGAGGUUUUUAAUUGGCACAUCGCUUCAGGGAGAUGAUGCGCUGGGCACAGCAACGGUACGUCAAUCGUGA
This is a messenger RNA of Babesia ovata, 1170 nucleotides long. RefSeq lists its product as uncharacterized. NCBI's taxonomy places the organism in Eukaryota, Apicomplexa, Aconoidasida, Piroplasmida, Babesiidae. The transcript is spliced from 4 exons. The record is from RefSeq and is a predicted model, not a curated record. The coding region runs from base 1 to 1170 and encodes 389 amino acids.